This is a messenger RNA of Prunus armeniaca (apricot), 180 nucleotides long. Lineage: Eukaryota; Viridiplantae; Streptophyta; Magnoliopsida; Rosales; Rosaceae. The record is from the annotation of a GenBank genome assembly.
AUGUUGCUAGCCAUUUGCUUGCGUAGCCAUUUAGGCAUAGGCAAUCCGCAAGAGAAACUACCGUAUAAUACUUUCCCGGCAAGCUCUCUAAUGGAGUUUCUUGCAAUUAUUCUUUUACCAGCGUUCGUGGCCAAGUUCAUGAGCAUCUAUAAGGCUUUCCUCAUUGCAGCUUUUGGCUGA